Molecule: messenger RNA, 1862 nt
Organism: Neopsephotus bourkii (Bourke's parrot)
Lineage: Eukaryota; Metazoa; Chordata; Aves; Psittaciformes; Psittacidae
Gene: ZIC2
Product: Zic family member 2
Exons: 3
Coding region: 62-1504 (480 amino acids)
Biological process (GO): central nervous system development; regulation of transcription by RNA polymerase II
Cellular component (GO): nucleus
Molecular function (GO): RNA polymerase II cis-regulatory region sequence-specific DNA binding; DNA-binding transcription factor activity, RNA polymerase II-specific
Source: RefSeq, a predicted model, not a curated record
GGCAGCCCGGCAGCGGCAGCGGUAGCGGGGCGGCGGCGGCGUCCCCGGAGCGGCGCGGACCAUGCUGCUGGACGCCGGCCCGCAGUUCCCGGCCCUCGGCGUGGGCACCUUCGCCCGGCACCACCACUCGGCCGCGGCGGAGAUGCAGGACCGGGAGCUGAGCCUGGCGGCGCAGAACAGCUUCGUGGAUUCGGCGGCGGCGCACAUGGGCGCCUUCAAGCUCAACGCCGGCGCCCACGACCUCUCCCCGGGGCAGAGCUCGGCUUUCACCUCGCAGGCGCCCGGCUACCCCGCCGCCGCCCUGGGCCCCCACGCUGCCCACGUCGGCUCCUACUCCGGAGCGCCCUUCAACUCCACCCGGGACUUCUUGUUUCGUAGCCGCGGCUUCGGGGACUCGUCGCCGGCCGGCGGGCAGCACGGUAUCUUCGGCCCUGCGGCCGGCAGCCUGCACCACCCGCACACGGACGCUCAGAGCCACCUUCUCUUCCCGGGCAUCCACGACCAGCAUGGCCCCCACGCUUCCCAAAACGUCCUCAACGGGCAGAUGCGCCUGGGUUUGCCGGGGGAGGUGUUCGCCCGGUCGGAUCAGUACCGCCAGGUCUCCAGCCCCAGGACUGACCCGUACUCGGCGGCUCAGCUGCACAACCAGUACGGCCCCAUGAAUAUGAAUAUGGGCAUGAACAUGGCAGCCCACCACCAUCACCACCCAGGUGCCUUUUUCCGCUACAUGCGGCAGCAGUGCAUCAAGCAAGAGCUCAUCUGCAAGUGGAUCGACCCCGAGCAGCUGAACAACCCCAAAAAAAGUUGCAAUAAAACUUUCAGCACCAUGCACGAGUUGGUCACCCACGUCUCGGUGGAGCACGUUGGGGGACCCGAGCAGAGCAACCACGUCUGCUACUGGGAGGAGUGUCCCCGGGAAGGCAAACCCUUCAAAGCCAAAUACAAACUGGUCAAUCAUAUCCGAGUGCACACGGGAGAGAAACCCUUCCCCUGCCCCUUCCCCGGCUGCGGAAAAGUUUUCGCCAGAUCAGAAAACCUCAAAAUUCACAAAAGGACGCACACAGGCGAGAAGCCCUUCCAGUGCGAGUUUGAAGGCUGCGACCGGCGCUUCGCCAACAGCAGCGACCGCAAGAAGCACAUGCACGUCCACACCUCGGACAAGCCCUACCUGUGCAAGAUGUGCGACAAGUCCUACACUCACCCCAGCUCCCUGCGGAAGCACAUGAAGGUGCACGAGUCGUCCCCGCAAGGCUCCGAGUCCUCCCCGGCCGCCAGCUCCGGCUACGAGUCCUCCACCCCCCCGGGGCUGGUGUCCCCUAGCGCCGAGUCGCAGAGCACUAGCAAUCUCUCCCCGGCGGCGGCGGCGGCGGCGGCGGCAGCAGCGGCGGCGGCGGCGGCAGUGUCCGCCGUGCACCGGGGCGGCAGCGGCGGCGGUGGCAGCGGCGGCGGCGGUGGCGGCGGCCACAGCGGCCUAUCCUCCAACUUCAACGAGUGGUACGUGUAGGGCCCCGCAGGACUGCUCUGCACGGCCCCGCAGCGCCCUCCCCUCCCGGCCCCAGUGGCAGCGGCGGCGGCAGAGGGUAGGAGGGAGAAAGCCCGCCGGAGACGCGCUGGGAAAUGCCGCCGCAUCCGCUGGCAGCGAAAUGAGGGCCGAGCAGGAUGGGGACGGGGGUCCUUAUCUCUCCACACCCCUCCCGCCUUCGCGCCUUUUUUCUGUUUUUUUGUUGUUGGAUUUUUUUUCCCUGAAUUUCUUUUUGAGAACAUUUUGAACCAGCAAAAAAAUUUACUCUAAACCUAUCUCCUGAGAAACGCAAGAGAAUGAGUAAAUACAUAGAAGAACGGAAAGGGAAGAGAAAGAGAGA